This is a messenger RNA of Zasmidium cellare ATCC 36951, 969 nucleotides long. RefSeq lists its product as uncharacterized. The transcript is spliced from 3 exons. Lineage: Eukaryota; Fungi; Ascomycota; Dothideomycetes; Mycosphaerellales; Mycosphaerellaceae. The coding region runs from base 1 to 969 and encodes 322 amino acids. Gene Ontology annotation, molecular function: heme binding; oxygen binding. The record is from RefSeq and is a predicted model, not a curated record.
AUGGCUUCUCUGCCUAGAGGAAUGGAACAUAUCGACCGCCGUGAAUUGUACACAUCCCUACCGGCGAGAACACAUUACCUCCAUCAGUUUCUCGAAUUCGGAGCCGAAGAUGUAGACGCCCUAAUUGACGGCCAGAAAUACAUCAAGAUGGUCAUUCCAGCCGUCGUCAACCUCGUCUACAAGAAGCUGCUCAAACACGAUAUCACCGCGAGAGUCUUCUCCAACCGCGACAGCCGGAACGAAGAGAACCCCGAUCGCUUCGUCGAAGAAGAUGGGAACGUCAUUCAGAAUCGGAAGAUCUUUUUGAGAUGGUACCUCACGAAACUUAACGGCGAUCCUACGAAGAUGGAGUACUGGGAGUAUCUCGAUAAAGUUGGUCUGAUGCACAUCGGCCUCGGCCGUCGCAAUCCUCUCCACGUCGACUACAUCUUCCUCGGGGCCUGUCUAGGCUACAUCCAAGACGCGCUAAUGGAGGCAAUCCUCUCGCAUCCCAAGCUUCAUUUGCAGCGCAAAAUCGCCAUCGUCAAAGCCAUUGGCAAAGUCGUCUGGAUUCAAAACGACCUUCUCGCAAAAUGGCAUGUCCGAGAUGGGGACGAGUACAUUGAAGAGGACCAUGACCAAGCUCAAGAGGAGCCAGAAGGAUACCUCCAUGGCAAGAAGAUCUUGGGGGAUGCGAGCUCCGGCAGUGGUGACGAGGCUUCUCUAAGGUCGAGUGGGAGUGGCAAGACGAGUCUGGGCCGAAGUGAGAAAGACGUUGAAGAGUCGAUGCCGAUGCGAUGUCCGUUCAGCGGGCUUGAAAUGGGUGAUCAACGAGCGGAGAUGACAAGGCCGGCAUUGAAAGGCAUGUUGGAUGAGGCAAGGCAAAGUCCAGCAAGAACGCCUCCAAGCGGGGCGCCCAAACUGCACUUGAUCGACGGCAAAGUCGUGGGCAAAGACAAGUUGGAUAUCGACUUAUUUGGAAAGACUUGA